AUGUCCAACCAGGAUUAUCAGAAGGUCCAGCAGAACGCUGAGGAGUGCUUUCAGAAGUGGUGUGAGAAACACUUCAUUGAUUCAGACAACCUGUCUAAAGCCCGAAGAAUUCUAGAAGACGUUGUCAACAGACGGCUGCCAAAGUUUGUGGGAGAGGCCCGACUGAAGGAAGAUGGAUUAAAGCAAGAGGAGGGCGGCUCCAAAGCCCAGCCUGUUAAAGCCUUCAAGAUCAAAGCCUAUCAGAAACUUCUGGAGGAAAGCUGGAAGUCUGAUCCGAAGGCACCUAAGGACUGUGAAAUUUAUGUUCUUGAGAUGGGUUUUGGUGAAGUGGGAAAUGAGCCCAUUGAAAAUGUUCAUUUUUAUAGCAAGCAGGAGCCAAACAAAGCCUUCAAGAUGGAGAAGUAUCAGGUGUCCAGUCUCAAGCCACGGAAGUUUCAUGAAUGGCUUGUGAGGGUUUAUUAUGAUCCGAAGGGUCGGGAGGAUCAGGAGGAGGUCCAGCAGAAAGCUGAGUACUUUCAUGAGUGGUGUGAAAGAAAUAAAAACAACUUCAUUGAUUUUGGGCCUCAUCCGGGUAACUGCAAUUUUGCUACUAUAUAUGCAUUUAUUUAUGAAAAAGAAAUAGAUGUUUAUGAAGAAGUAGGAGAUGAAAAAGAAGAUGUUUAUGAAGAAGAAAAGAAGAAUGUUGAUGUGGAAACUCCAAGGAAGAUUUUCAACGACCCCAUUUAUGGUCAGAUUGAGUUCGACCCCCUGCUGGUGAAGAUCAUUGACACUCCUCAGUUUCAGAGACUCCGUCACAUCAAACAGCUCGGAGGAACAUAUCUGGUGUAUCCGGGAGCCACUCACACUCGCUUCGAACACUCACUUGGGAUGGCACAUUUAGCAGGAUGUAUGAUUGACGUUCUGAAAAAAAACCAUAAGGAUCUAAUUUCCCCGAAAGACGAGAUGUGUGUCAAAAUUGCUGCUCUGUGCUACAAUUUAGGCCAUGGUCCAUUCUCUUUUCUGUACGAGAACUUCUUGAAAGAAGCCCUAAAGCGUGGUGAAAAUUGGAAGGAAACAUCACACUUGAUACUUCAGGACAUAGAUAAAGAACUGAAGGGAAAGAUAAACAAGAUUGAUAAAGAUCUCACCUUUAUUAAGAACUUAAUUGAUGGGAAAUAUGCUACUUCAGAUAAAAUGAAGAAAAAGAGGAAAUGGAGUGAGGACAAAACUUUCCUGUUUGAGAUUGUGAUAAAUAAAUUGAACGGCAUUGAUGUGCGCAGAUGGGACUAUUUUGCAAGAGACUGUUAUCACCUCGGCAUCCCAAACAGCUUCGACCAUCAGCGGCUGCUGAAAUCUGCUCAAGUGUGUGAGGUGAACGGGAGAAAUCACAUCUGCUUCAGAGACAAGGUGGCAGAUAGUGUUUAUGACAUGUUUAAAACCCAGUACACUCUCUACAGUCAGGCCUACCAGCACAAGAUCGUCAACAUCAUCGAAAUAAAAAUCACAGAAGCCCUCAAGGCAGCUGAAGGCAAGCUCACCAACAUCUCACCGUUUACUGAAGGCCCUUCAAGCUCACGAGGUGGAUCACGAAAGCGUAAGAUGGCAUCCAACAAGGAAAGGGUUGCAAAAUUGUCCAAACUGACAGACCACAUCUUUGAGGAGAUCUUGUACUCCACUGAUGAAGAGCUGAAAGAUGCCAGGAUGAAACUGGAGGAUGUUGUGAACAGACGCCUGCCAAAGUGUGUGGGAGAGACCAGAAUAACAAAAGCUGAAUUCAAAGACAAACAGAUCUUCCAGGAAAACUGGAAUAAAGCAGUGGAAGAAUGGAACAAACACCCAACUGUGUUCUUGGAUAAGAAGGAUUUCAUCAUUGAUGUGAUUCGGCUGGAUUGUACUUUCAGCACGGGUAAAAACCCCAUCGACAAGGUCUAUUUCUACAGGAAGAGUAACCCCACCGAAGCCUUCAAGAUUAAGAAAUACGAGGUAUCCAGUCUGCUGCCAGAGGAGUUCACUGAAUAUGUUGGUAGGGUUUACUGCACAAAAAACUCUGAGGAGGAGGAGAGGGAUGCUAAGGAGUGCUUCAAAUGGUGGCGCCGUGGCAAGCCUGAGAUUAAGGUCUACGAUAAAGAUGAUUUUGGAGGCAACGAGUGCGUUAUCACAGGGGACUGUCCUUCUUUGGACCGCUGUGGUAUAGAUGUGGUCCGCUCUUGCAAGGUCAACAAAGGCAUCUGGAAGCUCUAUGAGGGUCGUGACUACAACGAGCCCCGUUACCAACUGGAGAAGAAGGAUUAUUCCAAUCCUGCAGAAUGGGGCGCCACAAACCCUGCUCAGUCUCUUAAACGUGUGACAGAGUAA
Megalobrama amblycephala (Wuchang bream) is the source of this 2334-nucleotide messenger RNA. Its product is annotated as deoxynucleoside triphosphate triphosphohydrolase SAMHD1-like. Lineage: Eukaryota; Metazoa; Chordata; Actinopteri; Cypriniformes; Xenocyprididae. The record is from RefSeq and is a predicted model, not a curated record. Gene Ontology annotation, molecular function: dGTPase activity. The transcript is spliced from 21 exons. Gene Ontology annotation, biological process: dGTP catabolic process. The coding region runs from base 1 to 2334 and encodes 777 amino acids.